UCCCAGCUCCUGGAUGAGCCGCUCGCUCUCGCCCCAGCUCGGCAGGAAGGCUCCGGAAACAUCCUCGAAGCAGCCCCGCGCCCAGCCAAGGUUUGGAAACAGUCGCGCAGAGAAAACCGCCGGAGGGGCGAGAAAGGACGAGGCUUUGUCGCCUGCUGCCUGCUCGGUCGUUUGGCAAAGAGCGGGGGGGGAAAGCCGCCGCAGGAGCAAGACCGCUUGCCAGGGGGCCAAAUUCUGAGGAUUGGGGUUUGUUCCUUCGCCUCCUCCCUUUCUUGUCCUUGUGGCUUUUCUGAACCCCCUUUACCUUUUGAAAAAAAUAUUAUUUGGGCGCGGCUAGCUUUCCUUCGUUGACUCGCUUGACUCCUUAGAGCAUCUCUCCCCCGUUAUUUUUUUAACGGGAAAAGAGGCCAAUAGUGUGUUCAUUGGGGGGGGGGGUCACGUCCAACACCUGGCGCUCUCUUUUUGUGGCGGGGAGGGGAGCUUUGGAUCUGCCUUGAUCCCCGUAUGAAUCGGGGUAUGAACACCCCGAUCGUGGGGUGUUUUUUAAACAACUCUACAGAUCGUGGUGGUCUUGCAGUUGGUACCUGUUGCUCCAUGAUUUUAAAGACUUUACAAAAUCAAGAGAAAGCACCUGGUUUCUUUCUUUCUUGAAAAGACUGAUUGGGCCGGGAUCGGUUGUUUGCUCGGAAGUCCCGACGCUAAUACCGAGUUUGUGAUCUAGACUGGGACCAUCAUCCAACUCAUGCAAGCGGUUUUUUUUAGUUGAUUAAUUUCAACCUGGCUUUUUGGGGAGGGGGGGGUCUUUCAUUUAUUUUCAUUCCAAACCUUAAUUUAUUUUCUUCGCUCCCCCCCCCCUUUUAAAAUAAAAAAACGCCAUGAAGAUGAUUUUAGUGCGCAAAUUCCGGAUCCUCAUCCUGAUGGUCUUCCUGAUCGCCUGCACCAUGCAUAUCAUGAUUGAUCUGUUGCCCAAGCUGGAGAAACGGGCGGCGGCGGCGGCGGCGGGUGCCGACGGAGAAGGUAUCGGCGGCGGAGCUGGCCACGCCAGCCCCGGCUGCUCCUGCUUGCACGCCGCCGCUGCCGCCAACAACAAAGCGGGAGAAGCAGCGCGGGACUGGGCGAGGAAGGCGCAGCCGCCGCCGGCGCCUCAAGAGCGGGCCAACGCCGGCGCCUCGGAGGCGGCUGCCGCGGCCGGCUGGCCUAGUAAACACACGCUGCGGAUCCUGCAGGAUUUCAGCAGCGACCCCAGCUCCAACCUCAGCUCGCACUCCUUGGAGAAAGCCACCCCGGAAAGAGCCGGCGCUUCCAAGCGUUUGCAGCGGCAGCAAAACGGCUUCAGCGCCGGCCCGGACCUGACCCAGAAAGCGCUCAUCCAAGAUGGGAGGCGGGCUAGCGGCGCGCCCGGGCAGCCGCCGCCAUCGGGGAGUAGCCGCCUGGGCGGCCGCCGCAGCCACCACCAACCGGGCUACGAGAGGGAGGAGGAAGGCGCGCCUUACUCCAAGCUCGCGGCUCUCUUCGAGCACCCGCUCUACAGGCUGCCCAUCCCGCCGCUGGGCGACCAAGAUGCCUUGUUCAACGUCAACAGCGACAUCCGAUUUAACCCCAAAGCGGCGGAGAAUCAGGAAUGGCAAAAUGAAGGCAAUGAAGAUGAAGAAUUUCUACCCACCGGAGAAACAUCGAUUGAUGCCUAUCCAAACUGGCUCAAAUUCCACAUUGGCAUUAAUAGAUAUGAACUGUAUUCCAGACACAACCCAGCAAUUGGAGCCUUGCUUCAGGACCUUACCUCCCAGAAAAUAACAAGUGUUGCAAUGAAGUCUGGAGGUACCCAGCUCAAGCUGAUCAUGACAUUCCAGAACUAUGGGCAAGCCUUGUUUAAGCCAAUGAAACAAACAAGAGAGCAAGAAACUCCUCCAGACUUUUUCUAUUUCUCAGACUAUGAACGGCACAAUGCUGAAAUAGCAGCCUUUCACCUGGACAGAAUCCUGGAUUUUCGCCGCGUCCCACCAGUUGCAGGCAGAUUAGUUAACAUGACCAGAGAAAUAAGGGAUGUUACACGUGACAAGAAACUAUGGAGGACAUUUUUCAUUUCACCAGCCAACAACAUCUGUUUCUACGGCGAGUGCUCUUACUACUGCUCCACUGAGCAUGCUCUUUGCGGGAAACCAGAUCAGAUCGAAGGCUCCCUUGCGGCCUUUCUGCCAGACCUUUCUUUAGCCAAAAGAAAAACCUGGAGGAAUCCGUGGAGACGCUCCUACCACAAACGAAAGAAAGCAGAGUGGGAAGUGGAUCCAGACUAUUGUGAAGAGGUUAAACAAACACCACCCUAUGACAGGGGGACCCGAGUUUUGGAUAUAAUGGAUAUGACCAUUUUUGACUUUCUCAUGGGCAACAUGGAUCGACAUCACUACGAAACCUUUGAGAAGUUUGGAAAUGAGACAUUUAUUAUCCACUUAGACAAUGGAAGAGGGUUCGGGAAAUAUUCCCAUGACGAGCUUUCCAUCUUGGUGCCUUUAAACCAGUGCUGCAGAAUACGGAAAUCCACCUACCUGCGAUUACAACUGCUAGCCAAGGAGGAAUACAAACUCAGUCACCUGAUGGAAGAGUCUUUGCUGAAGGACAAGAUUGCACCCAUCUUGUACAAAUUGCACCUCGAAGCAAUGGACAGGAGGCUCCGGAUAGUCCUUGGGGCCAUCAGUGACUGUAUAGAAAAAGAUGGUUACAGCAACGUGGUUGAAAAUGACUUUGUAACUGACAUGAACACUAUGACAACCAAGAGGUAGUAGAAAUCACAGGACCGUGUUUUUAUUAGCUCUGUAAAAGAAAGAACGAAACAAAACAGUCUUGUGAAGGACUGUGUAUGCCACUGCAUGAAUUCAGUGAAUUCAGAAAUUGCUAUUAUAAUUGUUUCAAAGUAGAUAAGGCGUAGACUCUGCAAAGGAUUUAGGUUGAGGAUGGGCAAUGCCAGGGCCUCUGGGACUCAGGUAACCAGCUGAAGCAGUUUGGGUGGCCCUUGGGGAGUUCCCAUGUUUUCAGUGGAUAUGGCCUCCUAAGUUACCAUAGUCUUCAUAAAGUCCUGCUUCCUGCAGACCUUAAAUUAUUUCUUACCAUUGCCCAUGAUGGCAUUGUGCUACACAUUGCGGGCAGAGCUUCUGGUAAGCCCUGCCUCCUGCAGUGUUGUUAUAGUUCCUUCAAUGAGUUUGUAACCAAGCCCUCAAGCCCUAUCCUACAGUCAUGCAUAGAAACGCACAUGCAGGGCACAUGGGUGAAGCAUACCAGCAACACAUACCAGAUAGGGUUGUCUAUCUCUGGAUUAGGCAAUUGGAAAAUGAAAUGCACUUAUUGCUACACUUUUUAAAGAAAUGAUCCCCAAAAACAUAAUUUAGAAAAUAUUUGAGAUCAGUAAUGAAUGGUAAUUGCCCACUGGCAAAAUGCACUUCUUUUUUCAUUUCUUAUUUUUUUUUUCAUUUUGAGCUUGUUUAUUUGUAAAGAAAGCAGAUCUUUAUUUAAUAUUUUGUAUUUAUAUAUAAGAAAAGUUUAUUUGUUUUCAUUUUAAAAAUGCAAACCUACAUAGCAAAUUUCAAGGUGGAAGGGGGGUUUCUUCUAGAGGAAAGGGCAUAAAGAAGUCAUCUACACUGUUAAUGACUUUUCUGGGACUUGUUGCAUUACAGAAUCCAAGUUGGGAGGGAAAGAAUGAAAUGAUGAAAUCCACCCCCAAUUCAAAAUGGCAUGCACAUAGGAAGUGUAACACAUCAAGGGGAAGGUUGGCCUGUGAAUAUUACUGACAUGCUAGCUUUCAAUGAGCAAGGAAUUUGCAAAAUGGAAGAAGCUACCCACACACAUCUUGAAAUGGUACAGUCUUGUAAACGGAAAUACCUAAGGAUGGGGGAGAAAUUCAGUUCAUUUGGCAUUUAUAUGUGAACCUGCCUAAGUUUCACAUUACAAAACAAUACCCAAACUGAAACACAGUCAUCCUUUUGAAACUUGCACUCCUUCAAAUUUUGCAGUACAUUUCUAGCCAAAUAAUGUGUAGAAAAAUGUGUAUACUAGGAUGAAGCGUAGGUCAAAAUGCAGAAAUUCAUAAUAAUGAUAUUAGGCCAAAUUGGUUGCAAAAACGUAUAUUAAGUAGAAUUGAAUACAAAAUGUGCAUAUUUCUGCUUGGGACAGAAAUUAGCAUUAAAAUACAGAUGACUUUUCUGGAGGAGUUCUUUUUUAAAAAAAAAUAGCAGACUGAUGUGGAAAUGUGAGAAUGGAACAUAAGAUUGGAAAAAUGAGAAACUGAAAUUGACUGGUUCUCCCACCCCUAGUUAUCCUGCCGCCUUUUUCUCAAUGUGCACAUCAACCAUUAGCUUCCUAUGUUAGCCUUCAAGUGGUUUCCUUCACUGUACCUUAUUUAAAUUGCUUUCCCUCCACUCCACCUGCGCCUUCUCAAUGUUUCAAGGAUGAAGACGUCUCAACUGUUUUCAAAGGCAAGAAAAAAAACCCUGCACAAUAAAUGACAUCCCACACAGAAGUAAUCAAAGUUACAGCAAGGUAGUAGUCAGACAAUGAUUUUGAUAAUUUGUGCAUUGACAGAAAUACUUGAAUGUGGUUUUACAAAGUGAUGUAAAGAAAAAAAUGAUAAAUGGUACUAUUUAUCCAUAAGAAAGUAGCAGCUCUUAUCUCUCUAGACUGUCGUAGCAGGGCUGCUGCUUUCCCGACUUUGCUUUUGAUAGUUUUUGUGUAAAUAUAUACAUAUACGAGUUUUAAAAAAAAUUGAGGAUAAAACAAAAAAGCUGCUUUCAGCAGCAAUAGACUUACUUUUGCAGCCUUUUUUUGUGGAUUUGUUUGCAAUGUGGUCCCAGUGCAAUAAAGAUAAUGGCAAAUGUGUAGCCAGAA
This is a messenger RNA of Rhineura floridana, 4872 nucleotides long. It is a transcript of the gene FAM20C, whose product is annotated as FAM20C golgi associated secretory pathway kinase. Bases 876 to 2777 code for a protein of 633 amino acids. NCBI's taxonomy places the organism in Eukaryota, Metazoa, Chordata, Lepidosauria, Squamata, Rhineuridae. Gene Ontology annotation, biological process: protein phosphorylation. Gene Ontology annotation, cellular component: Golgi apparatus. Gene Ontology annotation, molecular function: protein serine/threonine kinase activity. The record is from RefSeq and is a predicted model, not a curated record. The transcript is spliced from 10 exons.